UGCAGCUUGUUUAGUCAGUUUAUAUUUUGAUGGACGAUGAUAGUAGAUACGGAUAAAAUGUCUGCUCCUUCGUCAAGGGAGCGUGCCCAACGCCUUUAUGAUAAGAACCUUGAAUUGGAAAGCAAGCGGCGGAGAUCAGCCCAGGCUCAGGUCCCGUCAGAUCCAAAUACAUGGCCACAGAUGCGUGAGAACUAUGAAGCAAUAAUUCUUGAGGACCAUGCUUUCGCUGAGCAGCACAAUAUUGAGUAUGCGCUAUGGCAGUUGCAUUAUAAGCGGAUUGAGGAAUUGAGGUCAUACUUUAGUGCUGCUCUUGCUUCUGGCUCAAAAUCAACUGGGAAAGGUCCAGCGCGGCCUGAUCGGAUAAAUAAAAUUAGGCUGCAAUUCAAGGCUUUCCUUUCUGAAGCAUCAGGAUUUUACCAUGAUCUUAUUAUGAAAAUAAGAGCAAAGUAUGGUCUUCCUUUAGGGUACUUUGAGGGUUCAGAGAAUCGGGUUGUGAUGGAGAAAGAUGCAAAGAAAUCUGCCGAGAUGAAGAAAGGUUUAGUAUCAUGUCAUCGUUGUUUGAUAUACUUGGGUGAUCUUGCUCGUUACAAAGGACUGUAUGGCGAAGGCGACUCAGUGAAGCGAGAGUUUGCAGCAGCUGCUAGUUACUAUUUACAAGCUGCUUCUCUAUGGCCUUCAAGUGGAAAUCCCCAUCAUCAGCUUGCCUUAUUGGCUUCAUAUUCUGGGGAUGAGCUGGCAGCUGCUUAUCGAUACUUUAGGAGUCUGGCUGUGGAGAGUCCAUUUUCAACAGCCAGAGAUAAUUUGAUUGUUGCAUUUGAGAAGAAUCGUCAAAGUUUCUCUCAGCUUUAUGGAGAUGUCAAAGCUCUUGCAGUCAAGGAUAGUCCUGGGCAGUUGACUGGAAAAGGAAGAGGAAAAGCAGAAGGGAAACUUGCAACAAGGGGUAAUGAUGCAGAAGCUUGUCCCAAAAAGGAAGGAACAUCUAGUAUACAAGAGACAUACAAAUCCUUCAGCACUUGCUUUGUCCGUCUAAAUGGAAUAUUAUUCACUCGAACAAGCCUUGAGACCUUCACCGAAGUUCUCUCUCUUGUUAGCACUGGCCUGUGUGAUCUUCUGCCAACAGGGCAGGAGGAGGAGCUGAAUUUUGGCACAGACACUCUUGAGAAUGGACUUGCCAUUGUCAGGAUUGUUUCCAUUAUUAUAUUUACAGUUCAUAAUGUGAAUAAGGAAUCUGAAGGGCAAACUUAUGCUGAAAUUGUACAGCGUGCUGUUCUACUUCAGAAUGCAUUUACUGCAGCUUUUAAAUUGAUGAGUUUCAUGUUAGAGAGAUGUGCACAGCUGUAUGAUCCUUCUCGUAGUUAUCUUUUACCUGGCAUUAUGGUUUUUGUUGAGUGGUUGGCAUGCUAUCCCGAUCUUGCUGCAGGCAAUGAUGUGGACGAGAAUCAGGCAAUUGUUAGAUCAAAAUUUUGGAAUCAUUGGAUAUCCUUGUUAAAUAAACUGCUUUCAGUUGGGGCUAUGUGUAUUGAAGACAAUGAAGAAGAGACUUGCUUUAAUAACAUGAGUAGGUAUGAAGAAGGGGAGACUGAAAACCGGCUUGCUUUGUCGGAGGACUUUGAGUUAAGAGGGUUUGUCCCACUUCUUCCUGCACAAACCAUCUUGGAUUUUUCCAGGAAGCUUUCCUUUGGAAAUGAUGGUGAGAAGGAAAGAAAAGCUAGGGUCAAAAGGAUUAUAGCUGCAGGAAAGGCCUUAGCCAAUGUUGUUAGGAUCGAUCAGAAAAUGAUAUAUUUUGACCAGAAGGGAAAGAAAUUUACAGUUGGUGUUGAGCCCCAAAUCUCAGAUGAUCUUGUUCUGCCCUCUGGUUCUGGCAUUUCUGGUGCUGAAGAAUUGUUGAAGGAAGAUACAACAGACAAAAAGGUGGGAACUGUACUACCUGACCAACACCAGCAUGUUGAAGGAGAGGAUGAUGAUGAAGUUAUUGUUUUUAAACCUAUAGUAGCUGAAAAACGAAAUGAUCCAGUAGCUGUAUCAUCAAGGGUGCCCCCUGAAAACUCAAUAGCUUCUGGAGAGCAUAUUAAAUUUCAUGUCAAUUCUGCUUUGAACUCCGUCAAUCAUAUGAACCAUCAACCAUCUUUGCAUGCUUCUGUUAGUGGUCCAGUUCCCCAACACCUGCAACCAGUUCAGCCACACUCUUCAAGAUGGUUAGAGGAGGUUUCUCUUGCAAACAGUUUAAAGGGUCUUCGAUUCUUUGAGAAUGGGCAUGCGAUGAAACCUGACCUGGCACUGCAAGAUUCAGGGGCAUUCUCUAACCAUACUGCACAUUCUGUCCCUAUCCAGCAAGCUGUUGCUCCUGAUGCGAGUGUACUUUAUGGUCUCUCCAAAGCUCAAGACUUUGUUAUAUCAUCCAAAGCUGAUGCUAUUGCAGCCUCUGUGUUUACUACCGAUAACUCUGUUCUGAAGACAUCAUCAGCUCUGCAAGCUGGCUCUAGAAAAUCUCCGGUUAGCAGACCUUCUAGGCAUCUUGGACCUCCACCUGGUUUUAGUCAAGCUCCUCUUAAACAGGGUAUUGAACCUGUUAGUUCAGAUUUAAUUAAUGGGAAUCCACUUUUGGAUGAUUAUAGUUGGUUGGAUGGAUAUCAGCUGCCUUCAGCAACCAAAGGUUUAAGUGCCAAUGGUUCUCUUGGUUACCCCGUGUCAAAUCCUCUUCAAGGCAGUAACAACGGCUUGAAUGGGAUAGUAAGCUUUCCCUUCCCUGGCAAACAAGUUCCAUCUGCACAGGUGGAAAAACAGAAUGGCUGGCAAGACUAUCAGACAUCUAACCUUUUGAAAACACACCAUGAUCAGCAGCUGCUACUGCAACAGCAGCAGCUUUUGCUGCAGCAACAGCAGCAGCAGCAGCUCGCAUCAGGAAAUCAGCCGUUCACAUCAUUGCCCGAGCAAUUUCAAGGACAGUCAAUCUGGACAGGUCGUUACUUUGUGUGAUGUGCCAGUAUACAAAUAUUGACGGAAUAUUAUGGAUGUGCUGUGCAUUCCUUUUGCUUCCCAUUCAAACUCCAGAUAUGCUGCCUUGUCAUUGAAUGUUAUUGGGAGUUUAUUUGGAUAGACUCGGUGCUGGAACUUGCUACUACAACAGAUUUUGAUAAGCUCAUCAGUGCAGAUGAGGGAGGAUAAGCAAGCAUCUUUACUGUUCAAAGUUGUUAAGUAAACACCUUGUCUGGUUGGGUGGAUAGAAGGUGAUAAAUAAAAGAUUAUCCAUUCGUCUUGAAGCUUGUAUCUUCUGGGAUUGGUGGUAUGACAAUGGUUUGUUCGCUUCUCUAGUGGGAAAGUCAUAAAUGGUGCACCGGUAAGAAUCCACCAUCAUCUAGCGACCCUGUUAUACACAGUGCUCUUCAAUUCUCUGGCACUUGCUUUUCUACUUGGAAGCUUCAGACUAGCUGGGAAAGUUGGUAGGUGUGAAGUGGUUUUCUGAAGUCGGAUAUUUUGGGUUUUAUAAAUAAUAAUGACUUUGUGGGUCACAGCUGAGUUUAAGUACUUCUGUUUCAGUGUUUCAGUGGUUUCAUAUUUGUUAAGGUUCUAAUAAUGUGUUAUUGUAUAUGACCAUUGACUCUACGGUUUCAUUGUCUCCGUCUUUUUGUUCUCUAAGUCGAGGAUAACUCGAACUUUAUAAAAUAAAUAUUCCCUUUGGAUUUUUAUGGAUA
Messenger RNA from Arachis duranensis, 3692 nucleotides. RefSeq names its product nonsense-mediated mRNA decay factor SMG7. The record is from RefSeq and is a predicted model, not a curated record. Gene Ontology annotation, biological process: nuclear-transcribed mRNA catabolic process, nonsense-mediated decay. Lineage: Eukaryota; Viridiplantae; Streptophyta; Magnoliopsida; Fabales; Fabaceae. Bases 37 to 2976 code for a protein of 979 amino acids. Gene Ontology annotation, molecular function: telomerase RNA binding; telomeric repeat DNA binding; protein binding. Gene Ontology annotation, cellular component: telomerase holoenzyme complex. The transcript is spliced from 7 exons.